GUGUACAUGUGCAUUGCAAAUUUAUAAAAAUCGGAACAAAGAAAAGAGCAAACAGUGCCUCUUGGUAAUAACAGUCGUGGCAAAUUAAAUUUCUUGUCAAAAUGGUUACAAAUUAUGAAAAUGUUUUUGUUGAACAAGAUCCAACAACGCUUUGCGGAUGGGUUCGUAAUUUCCGUAUCAAACGAUCAGAAAUGAAAAGAAAGUUGCGUGGCAAUUUACGUGUAAAUGCGAUGUUAAAUACAGCUCUUUUGACAGCGGAAGCUGAAUUACGUCGCAAGCAGAGAGAACGUUUUCGUCGUUGGGCCGAGUUCCAAACGAAACUAGACGAUAGUUACGCCAUCAGCAGUUAUGUAAAGGGAAAGGUGUCUGAAGAGGAGGAAGCUGAACGUCAGAAAAAGGUGGAUAAUUUGUGGAAAAGUGAACUUAGUGACUUGGAUUCCUUUAUGCGAUCGCUUAGCAGCAGUACUAAUAAAGAUUGCGAUGUAAAAUGCGCAUUUAAAAAUGAAUAUAAUGUAAAAAGUGAUAAUUGCAAUGUGUUGCAAAGUAUUGCAGUAGUUAGUUAAUAGUUUCAGAUGUCUGAAUUGUGUAUUUGUAGUAUAGUUUUAUCAAGCAAGUUUUUCAU
This is a messenger RNA of Bactrocera latifrons, 622 nucleotides long. RefSeq lists its product as uncharacterized. The coding region runs from base 102 to 563 and encodes 153 amino acids. The record is from RefSeq and is a predicted model, not a curated record. Lineage: Eukaryota; Metazoa; Arthropoda; Insecta; Diptera; Tephritidae. The transcript has a single exon.